Molecule: messenger RNA, 1089 nt
Organism: Fraxinus pennsylvanica
Lineage: Eukaryota; Viridiplantae; Streptophyta; Magnoliopsida; Lamiales; Oleaceae
Source: the annotation of a GenBank genome assembly
AUGGCGGCAAACGGGCAGGGCUUAGAGCCUGCCGUUCUAGAUGAUAUUAUCAAUCGAUUAUUGGUGUUUCGGAGUGCCAGGACGCCACGUCAAGUCCAGCUUUCAGAGAAUGAGAUCCGGGCUCUCUGCACCACAGCUCGCGAAAUUUUUCUCUCGCAGCCGAAUCUCCUGGAGCUCGAAGCACCCAUCAAGAUUUGCGGUGACAUUCAUGGGCAGUAUGGUGAUCUUUUAAGACUUUUUGAGUAUGGUGGAUUCCCUCCUGAUGCAAAUUAUUUGUUCUUAGGGGACUAUGUUGACCGUGGAAAACAGAGUUUAGAAACAAUAUGCCUUCUUCUUGCCUACAAAAUCAAGUAUCCUGAGAAUUUCUUUCUCUUAAGAGGAAAUCAUGAAUGCGCUUCUAUUAAUAGGAUAUAUGGAUUCUACGAUGAGUGUAAACGCCGCUACAAUGUGAAAUUAUGGAAAGUCUUCACCAAUUGUUUUAAUUGCCUUCCAGUGGCUGGUCUUAUAGAUGAUAAAAUACUUUGCAUGCAUGGGGGUCUUUCUCCUGAUCUAACAAACUUGGAUCAAAUAAGAAAUUUACCACGUCCAACUGAUAUUCCUGACUCUGGCUUGCUUUGUGAUUUACUUUGGUCAGAUCCUAGUAGAGAAAUAAAAGGUUGGGGGAUGAACGAUAGGGGAGUCUCAUACACAUUUGGUCCAGAUAAGGUGACUGAAUUUUUGAUGCAGCAUGAUUUGGACCUUGUUUGUCGUGCUCAUCAGGUUGUGGAAGAUGGAUACGAGUUUUUUGCAGACAGGCAGCUAGUGACAAUAUUUUCAGCGCCCAACUAUUGUGAUUCUGAAACCAAAAUGAUAGAAAACGGUUCUCAUGAAGCUAAAUUGGUUAUUGGAGAAUGCCUAAGAAGCCGUGCUUUUUGCUGCGCUGAAGUUUGGCCUUUUAACUUUACAGAGGCCAGAGACAAUCAGGGUUCAUUUCCUCAGGGUCUUCAUGGAAUCAAUGGCUUUAGUCUUGGAAUCCAUCUACCGGCAUCAGAGGGAAUAGAAGAAAAAGCAUUGACUUCUUUAUCGGAGUUAACAGAAUAUGUUGAUUAG